CAGUCGUGUGAUGGAUCGUCUUUGUCAUUUAUAUAGCAUUUAAUGUUCGUGACAAAAAUAUCACACCUCUUAACAACGUACUAAUGAGUAACACCCAUUUACCGUAAUGCAGGAAUUGUGAUUCCGUCGUAGAUUGUCGUUUGUUUGUAAAACAUUACUAUUUUGGAGAAUACGGAAUAUCUUAAACUUGAAAUUAUGAAAUUACAGCGGACAUAUCUUUCAGUAUUUUUUCUAGUAGCAAUUGUUAUCAAUGAAGCUUAUUCGGCACCAACGACACCACCAACGACUAAGGCAAAUACCACAACGAAAAAUACAACAAAGAAGCCAGAAAAUAAACUUAAGACAGAUAACAAACAGAUGAUAAAGACUAAUAGUAUAAAAUCCGUAGAAACAAAGACAAUCCAAAACAUGUCUACGACGACAGGACAAAACAAAAUAGAUAUCAAAAGCGAGAACCCCAAAGCAAUUAUGUCUAGUGACACUUCUAAAUUAGAAACCCAAUCUAAGUUGAGUUCAAAUCAAGUGGAAAUUGAAGCUAAUGAUAGUGCGAAUUCAUCGACGAAUUCCAACAUGAUCAACGAAAAGGGUAGUUCUGAAUUAAAGCAAGGGCAACACAGCGAUGUAAAUAGCAAAACUAAAGAAAUAAAUAAACAAUCUAAGACAGUUAGUGACACGAAAGUCACCAACGUAAUAGAUUCUUCAAAAUCAAAACAUUCUACAACAAAGGAUAAUGCAGAUCAGACAGUUACAACAAACAUUGUUAAAACAAUUAUAAAAGCAGAUGAAAAAAGCAUUGAUGCUAAACCCUCGCAAAAAGAAAACAGUGUAAAUACUUUGAAGCCAGAACAGAAAACUCAAAAUGUUAAAACAACAAAUUUGAAAGAACCAAAGACAGAUGUAUAUGCAAAGAAGAAUAUUGUAUCCCAUGAGAACAAAACUACAAAAGAUAUUGAAAGCAAACAAAAUUUAGUUGACAAAACACAAAGUCCUCCAACGAAAGAUUCAAGAAUGACUUUUCCUAAAACAAAUAUCAACAGCAAUGAUCAGGAACUCGGGACAUCAAAACCAAUUGAACAAAAAGAAGAUAAUGUGAAAAAUGAAAGAACAUCAAAUGUCCGAAGAAAUGUUCUAACAACAUCUACAACCACACAAGCAACAGUUACUGAUACAAUGGAGACGGCUACAACAUGGGAUGGGUUACCCUGUAGCUCUAGAUUCCAAGCGCAUCCGUUGGAUAAGACAAAAUUUGAAACAGCCUUUAAUGAAAAUAUCUUUGAAAAUAUCUAUCAGAGUUGCCCAGUACCAUUAGUAUGGCGACAAGAUCAGUGCAGAUGUGGAUGGGCAGAACCUGAACUUGUUGAGUCAUGCAAAUGCUGUAGUCAAGGUCUGAAAGCACAUACGAAUCCACAAAUGUAUCAACGCUUGGUAAAUGGGCAAUGGCAAGAAGAGACUUGUAGCACUUAUACUGAUAGCCAAGUAUGGAAUGAUGACAACUGCACUUGUGUGUGGAACCCUAAUAAACCACAAUCUCAUAAAGUGCCUGUUUACAGAGGAGCCGUCUUACCCAAAUUAAUGACAAAAUGCGUAAAUUUGGUAAAUAUGACAUUAGAUGAGGGAUUAAGAGAUGCAGACGGUCGCGACCUUACUCCACUAUUUGGUCGUCAGAGGAUUAGAGUGGCGGACGAAAAAGGAGCUAUUGGAAAAUCAGUAGAAAUUCGUCGUGCGCCAUUUAAACUAGGAAUUUUUAAUGGAAAUGAUUUACAAUCUACUGUGUACUUCAAAUUCAGUUUUAAAGUUCAUCCAGAUCAAGUGCGCAGGCGUCAAAAGAUGAUAAUCUUGUCUAAUGGAUGUAAAAGGCGAUGGCAACGUAAAGUUAUUCAGCCAUCAUUAGAAGUUGCUUUCUAUCCUUUUAAUGAAACGUUUGAAGUACAGUUUUCAACGAGUGGAAAAACAGUUGUUGAAUUAAUGGACGUAGCUAAGGACGCAAAUGGAUGGUACCAAUGUGUUUUAUAUUUACAAGACAGGGUGCUGAGUUUAAAAGUAAAUGGUAAAAAUGCUUAUUCGACAAACGGAAUGUCAGGACGAGUAAAAUCGACGGAUUGUCCGUUAACGGUGGCAGGGUCACCUACAAAUCCACAAGAACAUUUCGAUGGAUAUCUUGAUGAACUACAGAUUGUGAAACAGUGUAAAUAUGAACCAGAUACAGCAUCAUGAGAAAACUUAUACUGCCUUCCAAAUAUCAUAUUUGUUAAAAAGGUCUAUAGUUCGAAACAGAAUUGGUGUUUGUUAAAACUCUAUUUCACAUCAAAAUACGCAAAAAUGACAACAAUAUGUCAACAGUUUAGAGUUUACAUUUCACACGCACAUAUAUUUCCAUCUUAUAGUUUUGUAUCUUUGUCGUUUCGGUUUUUACUGUGAACUGAUUUUGUGUCAUGGAUGGUAAACCAAUAUCCCAUCUUUUCUAUUAAAGCAAUUAAGCUUUGUUCUCAUAAUUUCUUAAUAAACAUCUCUACAAUUUCACCCGAAUUUCGAAAAUCAACGCGACUAUCCUUUCUUUUGCUAUCAUCAAAAAGAUUCUGUUUAGCCCAUAUACUCAAAAACUGUUCACGAAAUUAUAUGUACGGAAAUCAAUGUCCGUGUGGAGUUGUAAUGCUUGAGCACAUACUGUCAUAUCCAAGAGUAUAGUUGCAAAUUGGAACAUUAACAAAAUCGGUGUUUUAAGUAUAAAACUGCUGUUGCCAUUUAUUUGUCAUUUCAUGAAUUUCACGGGUUGUAUGAUUCACAUCUAUAUGUUCCUUUGACUGUGUAAUAUAAUAUAAAGCGAAAUCCAAUAAAACAUUUACUUCAAUAU
Messenger RNA from Mytilus trossulus (common blue mussel), 2851 nucleotides. RefSeq lists its product as uncharacterized. The transcript has 7 exons. Lineage: Eukaryota; Metazoa; Mollusca; Bivalvia; Mytilida; Mytilidae. The coding region runs from base 196 to 2214 and encodes 672 amino acids. The record is from RefSeq and is a predicted model, not a curated record.